Panicum hallii is the source of this 2124-nucleotide messenger RNA. Its product is annotated as eukaryotic peptide chain release factor subunit 1-2-like. Lineage: Eukaryota; Viridiplantae; Streptophyta; Magnoliopsida; Poales; Poaceae. Gene Ontology annotation, biological process: cytoplasmic translational termination. The transcript has 3 exons. Gene Ontology annotation, cellular component: cytosol; translation release factor complex. The coding region runs from base 230 to 1549 and encodes 439 amino acids. The record is from RefSeq and is a predicted model, not a curated record. Gene Ontology annotation, molecular function: sequence-specific mRNA binding; translation release factor activity, codon specific.
CUCGCGGUCUCCAAAACAAGGCCACAAAGCCGCAACCGCCCACGCGCCGGACCGAACGCCAAGCGAGGGAGGGGGAGCGCAGAGCAGACGAGGCGAUCUCAUCCUGUGGAUUCGCCUGCUCCAUCGGUUGCAUAGGCCGCCGCCGGGCGCCCGCGCGGCGCUCAUCACGCCCGCCCCCCCACGCAGUUAUCUGUCUUGUAGGUGAAGGUUAAUCCUCAAACACUUCAAGAUGGGCGAGGGACAUGAAGCUGACAAGAACAUUGAGAUCUGGAGGGUCAAGAAAUUAAUCAAGGCGCUUGAUGCUGCUAGGGGCAAUGGCACUAGCAUGAUUUCUCUCAUCAUGCCGCCUCGUGACCAGAUUUCACGUGUCACUAAGAUGCUGGGUGAUGAGUAUGGAACUGCCUCGAACAUCAAGAGCAGAGUCAACCGUCAGUCUGUCUUGGCUGCCAUAACCUCAGCUCAACAGAGGUUGAAGCUUUACAAUCGAGUUCCCCCCAAUGGUUUAGUGCUUUAUACUGGAACAAUUGUCACUGAUGAUGGCAAAGAGAAGAAGGUAACCUUUGACUUUGAGCCAUUUAGGCCCAUUAACGCUUCCCUGUAUCUCUGUGACAACAAGUUCCACACUGAGGCACUGAAUGAGCUCCUGGCGUCUGAUGAUAAAUUUGGUUUCAUCGUCAUGGAUGGCAAUGGAACAUUGUAUGGCACCCUGAGUGGCAACAGCAGGGAGGUUCUUUACAGGUUCAGUGUUGAUCUCCCAAAGAAGCAUGGGCGAGGAGGGCAAUCUGCAGUCCGCUUUGCCCGCCUGCGCAUGGAGAGGCGACACAAUUACCUGCGCAAAGUUGCUGAGCUUGCGACACAGUACUUCAUCAAUCCUGCCACCAAUCAGCCAAACAUUGUUGGGCUUAUUCUUGCUGGUUCUGCUGACUUCAAGACCGAACUGGGAAAAUCAGAGAUGUUUGAUCCGCGUCUGCAGGCCAAGGUUCUCAAGAUGAUUGAUGUGUCCUAUGGAGGGGAAAGUGGCUUCAACCAAGCCAUUGAGAUAUCUGCCGAGGUUCUUUCUAAUGUUAAGUUUGUCCAAGAAAAGAAGCUGAUCGGGAAGUACUUUGAGGAGAUAAGCCAAGACACAGGAAAGUAUGUCCUUGGUGUGGAUGACACCAUGACAGCCCUGGAAAUGGGAGCGGUAGAGACACUGAUUGUGUGGGAAAACCUUGAUGUCAGGCGGUAUGAACUAAAGAACAGCGCCACUGGAGAAACAGUUGUGAAGUAUCUGAACACCACACAGGAGGCUGAUCAGCGCAACUUCACUGAUGAGGCAACAUCCGGAGAUCUUGAGGUCAUCGACAACACGCUACUGCUGGAGUGGUUUGCUGAGAACUACCACCAGUUUGGCUGCUCGCUGGAGUUUGUCACCAACAAGUCCCAGGAAGGUUCUCAGUUCUGCCGGGGAUUUGGCGGGAUUGGUGGGAUCCUCCGCUACCCAGCUGAUGUCACUGCCUUCCAGGAAGGUGAUGACUUGUCUGACGGGGAGUAUGACGAAGACUUUGAAUAGCAAUCAACCGAAACUCAAGUGAACGCGGUCCGAGAGGAGCCUGUGCUGGCCCGGGCCGCGCCGGGACGGGAUGACCCUGAAACAUCCAAACGAUCGGUGCAAGGAAACCAUGGAGGAGCUGGUGGAGGGAAGAAGGUCUAAGCAACUAGAAUCUGCAAGCAUGGUGACAUUAGUGCUUUGGAGAUGGUGUCUUGCUCUGUUGAUCCGAGCUUGGAGUCUGGUGAUGUUACUACGAAGCAGACAUGGAUGGUGGUGCCUUCUGAGUUCUGAUGAUGCUCCAUGAGGAGAGAUUAUUAGUAUAAUCUACUAUUGUCUUCUCAGUAAUGAGUCAGUGUCAGUGCAGUAUGGUCAAUAAAUUUCAGGUGAGAAACGCUAGUUCGCGUGGUCUCGUUGUCUGGUAUGAGCUGCUUCAUUGCCGAUGCAGCUGGUUUUUAUUUCCUGAACUGAGGUCGUGGUGUGUUUGAACUUGUCAUGGUGUGCUACACAGGGGUCUCUGCAUUGCAACGCUUAUGACGUGCAUGGUAUCUAUUAAGUGAACCAGUCUUACUAUUUUAUUGAUCGUGCCCGUGUUAUUA